AUGGAGGAGUUCAUCGGCUACAUCGAGGCAUAUGACAUCGAGAACGGCGAGGAAACGAGACCCGAAACCUUGACCGGAGACGGGCAGGAGAGCGCCAAGUUCCCUGCUCUCAACCCCAACGCCUGGGUACUCGCUCCCCAAGGAUGGCAUCACAUCUGCAACAACCGCAGCCUAUACGCGACCUUCGAUGAGAUCGAGCCCAACCCGAUGUAUUCACGCUUCGGCAAGACGGGCGACGUAGCUGUUGGUAUCGGCACGAUCAGGCUGCCUGUGAGGCUCAAGGAUGGUCAGGCGCUGCGCCUGCCGUUCGGCGAAGUGCUCUUCGUCCCAACGCGGAAGGCAAACAGCCUGUCGCUGAAGCGCCUCAACCACUCUGGCACGGCCAUCGACCACCGCAGCGGCUUCGCCUACGACGCCAACGAUCGCAACAUCAUGUGGUUCCCCAACUCCGGCGGCCUGGCCACGCUCCGCCUCGACGGCGUCCCUGAUCGCCUCUACCUCGACAACGAGUUCACCGACGACGAGCGCUCGGCUUCGUACUGCGAUGCCUGGAUCAAGCAGCAGCCGGUGCCGCGCGCCGUCAACGGUUUCGCCGAAGCGCUGCAGGUCAUCGCACGCCUCAAAGAAGCCAAUCCGCGCUCAGACCCGGCCAUCAUACGCCGCCUGCUCUCGAAGAAAGUCGUCAACAUCUCCGUUGAGGAUUUCGUCAAGCUGCUCGGUAUUCAUGUGGUAGUGCCGUCGCCCGGGCAAGCGUCGGGAACUUCGCCGCUCUCGCCCACGCUGCAGGCUUCGAGGCCGUAUUCGACCCCGGCUGCGCGCCAGCCACUUGGACCGAGGCCAAAUGUGAGGGCCUCGAUGCCGCCGGCGAAGAGGCUGCCAGUGCCGAGGAACGACUUCAUCAAGAACCAAUGGGGUUCGAGAGCGGCAUUCCAGUCUUCGUAUGGGUUGAAGAUGACUCCAGAAGACAUUGAGGAAGGAGACCUGAUCUUAGAAAGACUCCGCAGGAAUGGCCUGUUUCGCUGA
Lasiodiplodia theobromae is the source of this 1023-nucleotide messenger RNA. Its product is annotated as Copia. The record is from RefSeq and is a predicted model, not a curated record. The transcript has 2 exons. The coding region runs from base 1 to 1023 and encodes 340 amino acids. Lineage: Eukaryota; Fungi; Ascomycota; Dothideomycetes; Botryosphaeriales; Botryosphaeriaceae.